This is a messenger RNA of Paramecium sonneborni, 1337 nucleotides long. The record is from the annotation of a GenBank genome assembly. NCBI's taxonomy places the organism in Eukaryota, Ciliophora, Oligohymenophorea, Peniculida, Parameciidae.
AUGAAUUAAAUCUAAUCAGUCAUUUCAUAUUAAAAUGAUAGUAAUACAAAUAUGGCUGCUUUUAGACCUGCCAGUUCUAUAGAAAUUGGAGAUAUAAAAUCAAAAGAUUAAAAUUUAUUAAGAAAAAGUUUAAUGGCUUCUGUCAAUAUAAGAUAAAUGUAAAUGUAAUAAAUUCAUCCAUUAAAUACUAAAACUAAUGAAAUCAUUGAAGAAGUCUAAGUUGAAUUUGAAGGAAUUUAGAAUAUUGAUUACAGAUUACCUGAAUUGGCAAUAAGUAGAGAUUUAGAAAUUGAAACACUUGAAGCUGAAAUCAAUUAAUAAUCUAAAAUCUUAUAAUCUGGAUUAUUUUAAUAUUAAACAACCAAUUAUUUUACAGGUUGGCUCUAAAAAAAAAGUAAAUCUUUAUUAAAAUCAUAUAAAAAUAAAUAUUGUGUAUUUCAUGAUGGAAUUUUAUGUAUUUAUGAUAAUGAACAAAAAAAUAGAGCUAAAAUUGUUUUAAAUUUUCAUUUAUUCAAUUUUAAAUACUUUUCAAAAUAAGAAAAUAAUAUAACAAUAGAAUUUGGUUUAAAAUGUGAAGAUAAUGAUGUAGUAUUUUAAUUUAAAGGUGAUAAAUGUCAUGAUUGGUUUAAAAUUAUUAAAAAAUGUAUAGAUGAUUAUCGAUAGACUCCAAAAUAUUAAUAUUAUAUUCGUCCAUUUGAAGAAUAUUAUAAAAAGAGAUUAAUUCAUAAUUAGUAAUUUUUAGAUAUGGCUUAAACUGGAGAUAUAUUAUUAUUUCAAGGAAAACAUAUAUCAUGCAAAGCAUAAAGACUAGUUACUAGAUCUUAAUAUGGUUAUUUAUUUAUAUUUAAAAUAUAGAUCAUGUUGCUAUGAUUUUAAAAUAUACAAAUGGAUCUAUAUAUGUUUUAGAAGCUACAGGUACAUUUGGUGUAGGAAUUUUUGAAUGGAAACAUAUGAUUGGAAAAUAAUGGUAUGAAUUAUAUAACAAGUAUUAUGUAUUUUUAUAUAUAUUUAGAGUUGUUUAUCGUCAACUUGAUAUUAAAAGAACUACAGAUUUUUUAGUGAAAAUGGAAUCAUUUACUAAAGAAAAUCUUGGAAAAGCUUACUCUUUAACUGUUAGAAAAUUAAUAACUGAUAAAUCUGUUAUGGUUCCAUCAACUGACAAAAAUACAUACUUUUGUUCCUAAUUAGUAGCUUAAGCCUAUAAAAAAGCAGGAAUCUUAUAAACAGAAUUAUCAGCUACUUAAUUUUGGCCAGGAUCCUUUUCUAAUGAAAAAUAAGAUUUAGAAUUAACUGGUGCCAAAUUAUCUGAUGAAUAUUUAAUUGGAUUUAAUAUGUGA